AUGAUUCUCAGUAGCACGGAGGUUGUACUCAUGGAGACGAUCCUUAGGCUGAGCACCGACACUGAUAAAGAAGCUGUCUCCGGCACUAUCACUAACCGGAGUUCUCAUUUUACCAGGAGUCUAAUUCGCCGUUCCAUGACCGGUCACAUAGCGGGCCACGGUCAUGCUGCAGGGGUGGAUAGCCGUGUAUUCGUUUGCAUGGAGCCCGCCGGGAAAAGGCGCAAGCUUGCCCCAAAGCUCAACGCCUCUGCUUCCUUCCCCUCAGGCCCUCGCUCUAAGCUCUAUCAGCAUGAACCGCGUCACAUAGUUCCAGAUGCGCCUCACCACAGCCGACGCCAUGAGUUUGAGGCCUUAAAACGUCACUUGCACGAUGCCGCCAUGAUCAUCAACCGCCAAACAUCACAACUAAACACCUCUUACGCAAACGUCUCCCUGUUACCGGAGUCCUUAUCCGAUGCCGCCUCGCCAGAAGCAACCCGCACUCUAGGCGGUCCGCAUGGCCUAACGCCAGGCUCGAAAUUGACCUUUGAUGAAGCUCGUGUUCUGGUUUGCACUACCUUUGUCGGUAAUGCCACUCCUGACAUGUCGGAUUUCCGCAGCUGGCUGUGCAAUACACCACCCUUAGCCGCUCAAACCACUAUCGAGGGAGUAUUUUUAGGUCCUCCUACUGUGUUGCUUCUGUCUAUGUCCACGUCUCUCUGGGCUAGCGUUCAGCAUGAUAAGAUCUGGAACUACUUGGGCAAUAUAACCUCGUGUAAUCUGGCUUCUCUAUACAGCAAGAUGGUUGGCGCACCCGCCACCUCCACCGCAGUAACCGAACCGAGCACCGCGACAACGAUGGCUCCCGAGGCGGCCAAGGAUGAACGACCAGAUGAACAAACGAUCCCAAUCGCUAAAAUUCAUCAGUCACUGGCAGCCAACGGACUAGAGCAGCUUAAGGCCCUUAGCCACGUCCGUCACCGAAGCGGCGACGCUGCUGUCAACACUUCUCCCCAACGCGCCGUUUUGCCCGUUGCUAUGCCGGCCUUACACCCUGGCUUCCGAAAUUUGACUCGUUCAGAGCCAAUGCCUGUGCUGGAUAGUGGCACAGGAUCUACGGGGGCUAGGAUGAGACGUAUGCUUGGAAAGCCUGACAUUCGAUGUGCACACUGCAGUCAUACGCCAUUUAAAGAUGCAUCCUCUCUAAGGAAACACAUAGCCGCCGCGCACACACGCCCGUUUCCCUGCGCAUUCUACUUUGCAGGGUGUACGAGCAUCUUCGGAUCUAAGAACGAGUGGAAACGCCAUAUUGCCUCACAGCACCUCUGCUUACAGUACUAUCGCUGCUCUAUCUGUUCACAAACUACCUCAGAGGGGAAGGAUAUUGAGUUCAAUCGCAAGGAUCUAUUCACGCAGCACCUUCGGCGCAUGCACGCUCCUUUCAAGAGAGCCCUCACCAGAGGGGAAAACGGUCAACAACAGUCGGAAAGGAACAUGCAGCAGGCCUGCCUCAAACAGCGAAGGCGUCCACCGCAGCGAUCCAGCUGCUCGAAACCCGGCUGUGUGAAAACUUUUGAGGGCCCGACUGCCUGGGACGAAUGGACAGCGCAUGUCGGUCGGCACAUGGAAAAGGGCGAAGGCGAAAAUCUUGGCGUCGAUGACUUGCUUCUGCGCUAUGCCCUCGAUGAAGGCAUUAUUGAGAAGGUCGGCGACAAAGGGUACCAACUUUGUAAGAGCCACACUUCGUUGCGGGAAGGUGAACCGUGA
Beauveria bassiana ARSEF 2860 is the source of this 1746-nucleotide messenger RNA. Its product is annotated as C2H2 finger domain protein, putative. Bases 1 to 1746 code for a protein of 581 amino acids. The record is from RefSeq and is a predicted model, not a curated record. NCBI's taxonomy places the organism in Eukaryota, Fungi, Ascomycota, Sordariomycetes, Hypocreales, Cordycipitaceae. The transcript is spliced from 6 exons. Gene Ontology annotation, molecular function: DNA-binding transcription factor activity.